Podarcis lilfordi (Lilford's wall lizard) is the source of this 7622-nucleotide messenger RNA. The record is from the annotation of a GenBank genome assembly. NCBI's taxonomy places the organism in Eukaryota, Metazoa, Chordata, Lepidosauria, Squamata, Lacertidae.
CUGUGCCGGAAGUCUUGCUGUGCUGACUUGGUGGGUUUUCUGCCUGCCUGUCGUUGGGACUCGCCGUAGAGCCACCAUGGCGGUGAGUGAAGGGGCCCGAGCGUGGAGAGCUUUCGAGCGUGUGGGGUGGGGAUUAUUGUGCGCGGGGAGCCAAGCCUGGUACGGAUCGGGGCCGGAAGAAGGUUGUGGGUUCUCUCGGGCUAAAUCAUACUUAGAGGAGACCCGUUGGGAUCAAUGGAGUUGACUUCAUAUGUGUCAGCUGGUGUAUGUCAUGUGCGACGUAUUCGGAUGCAGCCCUCGAUAUUUUUACACCCCCAUUCAGGAUCAGCUUUCAUCUCUGCAUAUUUCCCCCUUUCCUGUGCAGUUUUAUUUUAUUUUUAUUUUUUAACGUGGUGCCAGCUAUGUGGCACUUCACAAAGAACUGGCAUGACAGGCCCGCCCCCAAAUUUGCAUGCAAUUUUAAAAGACACAUGGAAACAAGCGAAGACGGGGUGGGGGGGAAUAGAGGUAUAAGUAGAAAGAGGAAGAAUAUGUGAUUACUCCUGUUAUAUGUACAGUACUUUAAUAGGCUUAAGGUUGUAACUGGGCAGCAAGGUGUAGUAAAUAAAGCUGCUGAGAAACCUUUUGGAAUUGUUGGAACCUAGACUACUUAAGGUAAAUAUUCUCUCCCACUUUAUUAUUACAAUUCUGUAAAUUGUAAUUGUUAAGUUGUGGGUGAACAUAUCAGACGACACAGCGAUUCUUCAAAGCAGCUCUUUAUUCAUAAGCUGGAAUAGAACUGAACUGAACAGCUAACAGCUCAGCCGGCCUGCUUUUAUAGGCAGCCGGCUGUCAACAUUGUAGCAACAACAACCCAGGGUUUCCCGCCUAAAGUAACUGACGUGGACCUGAGUGAAAACUAUAUACAUGAUACUCCUGGUGGCCAGGGUGAGAACUUCAAUACAUAACAGUAAUAAUUGCAUAUUCUUCGUUUAUUUACCCCGUCUCCAUUUCGGAACACUGCCACUUCAGUUUUAGCUUUUGUGCUGGUUCUACUCUACUCUGCGAUUCAGAAGUCCAGAGUGUUGGGUUUGGGUAGGAGUCACCUGGAUUCAAAUCUCAGAUGAACUGGACAGAUUGAACUAUUUCACAACCUUGUUGUGCAAGAGAGAAAAUAACUCACACAGGCUCUUGUGAAAGAUCAGAAAAUAAGGGUAAUUCUUUUUUUUUUUUAUGAACUUCCUUGAUACUGGCUUAUUCAGCACAUUUAGCAUUUGACUCAAUCCCUAUUUUUCUAUUUUUUCAGCCGAAGGGAAAGGUGGGAACCAAAGGUAAAAAGCAGAUAUUUGAAGAAAACAAGGAUACCCUCAAGUUCUACCUGCGGAUCAUCUUGGGAGCUAAUGUAAGUGUGUGAUGCUCUGUGUGUAUAGAUUCUAUACAGUGGACAAGGCCAGCCUGGAUAUUUUGGGCAGAAAGUAUUUGCAGUUCUAAAAAACAAACAACCUUUAGUUCUGAAUAGCUUAUCUGCUGGGUGUCUUUCCCUCCCUUUUUACUUUGUGCAAGGCCCAAAGAAGUAAGAACUGAUACCUCACAUGCUGCAAGCUGUGAGAUACCACUUCUAAGACUAAAAUGUCAGGGUGGGAGAGAUAAGGGGAACAGAUAUAUGGGUGAGCACUGGAUUUGGACUACUGCCCAUCCUUGCCCUACGUAACAUGGAGUUCAAGAGCCUGUAUUGCUGCUGGAAAGCCAGUCUCCUUUUCUUUUUGAUUGACAGUUCAGUUUCUUCAUGGAAAGGAUUAUCAGCCUGCCCCCCCCCCCCGAAAAAACCCCUUCUGGUAAAGCUUGCAUGUGGCAGAUCCUGCCUACCUGGGGUGCUUGAGACUAGGUGAUGGUUGGAGGCAGUGUGAUUUAGUGAUAAUCAGGGCCAGAACCUAGGAAAUUCAGAAUUCAAUCCCUGAACUGAGCCAAGCAACAUGUUCAGCAUGCAGCUUUUUAUUACUGCAAAAAGCAGUCAGAGGGCAGGGGAUGUGCAUGAUCAGAACUGUGGGACAACGGGGUUUAACUAUUCUGUCUUAGGCUCCAGUCCAAACAAACCAGCCUCCUGUCACUGCCUCUCUGCCCCCCACCUUACCCUCUGCCCUGAAGCUGCUGUUUGCCAUGGAAAUGAAGCUGUUGAAUAUUUGAUUUGUUGCAUUUCUAUCCUGCUUUUCAUUCAAAUGAAUCUCAAAGCGCCUUACAAACAAUAAAUAACAAUAACAUAAUAGAGCAUGGAUAGGCAAACUAAGGCUCGGGGGCUGGAUCUGGGCCAAUCGCCUUCUAAAUCUGGCCAGCGGAUGGUCCGGGAGUCAGCGUGUUUUUACAUGAGUAGAAUGUGUGCUUUUAUUUAAAAUGCAUCCUUGGGUUAUUUGUGGGGCAUAGGAAUUCGUUCAAUUCCACCCCCCAAAUAUAUAGUCCGGCUCCCCACAAAGUCUGAGGGACAGUGGACCAGCCCCCUGCUGAAAAAGUUUGCUGACCUUUGUAAUAGAACAUCACAAAUACAGCAUAAAUCAUAUUAAUUAGCAAAUCAUUAAUAAAACAAUUACCACCUGUAAAACACUAUUAACCAAACAGAACUAAAAAGUAAGGUAAACAUCAUGAUUGCAGCAAAAGUCAUGUUAUAUGAUUAACAAAUCAAUAUGACAUUUAGAAUCUAUAAAACAAUAUUAACAACAUUAACAAAAUAGCAACUAAAAAAUAAUAAGCUAGGCAUUGUUAACUUCAUAUACACAUACUGCACACCCCAUGACUCAUAAUCUUUCACUCUGUUCAGUUCAUUAAAAUACACAUGUUGUUGGUGUCAAUAGGAGAUCUUCUGCCAGAGCAAAGGACAGCAUUGGAAGGGUGGCUUCUGGUGGGACUAUGGCACAAGGGUAAAUAAUAAAAGCAGACCAGAAACCAAAAGCCUUUUUAUGCCACAGUCCCAAUCCUGAAGCUGCUGUUUACAUUAUUGUUUUUAAAAUGCACAUUAUGUCCAAACCAUUUGUUUUUAACACACAGUCAAUCACUGGGCCGAUCAGAAGGGAGGUUGGAGAUGAUGCUUUGCCCAUUUCACAGGGUUGGUUUGUUUUUUAUUGGAAUAACCAGGGAGAGGAAGGUGGAAUGGAUAUACACUGUCCUGAGCCCUUUCAGAUCCUAUCUUAACUAUUCUGUUCUUCUAAAGUAGCUACUCCAUAGGCCUUUGCUUGUCAUUCUUUCUAAAAAAAACAAAAACAACCCUUAGCUAUCAAUAGCAACAAGACAGCCUGUGCCCUUAUCUGUCUGGAAGGGAAGGAACUUAGUAUGAAGUUGUCACUUCAUAAACUGCUGUGCCUGAAGAUGGAACGGUGGGUUUGGGUUUCACCAGUGUGGCUUCAUUCAGAUUUAGAUCAGACUAGUGGAACCUGCAAUAAAACUUUGUAGUGUGGAGUGUUCCCAGUUCAUUCUCUCUCCUUUCCCACUCCCCCACCCCAGUUUUUCCCUUCCUGUCCCAAACAGUCAGAAAGUAUUCCAUAGCUCACACAGCACUCAUUGGGCUGUUCUGUGGGUUUCUCUUCCACCCCAGCUUUGUUUUCUAAUGGUUUUUUGUGUGCUUCUGAAAAAGUUGGGGUUCCCCCUAGUCUGUUGCCUCCUCUCUCUUGUGUGUCCACAGUGUUGUUUGGGCUGCAAUGGCACUCACUUCCAGAACUUAUUUAUACUACAUUCAUGUUUUUGAUGCAAGAAGAUUCAAAAUUAUUCUUUGUGUCUUCCCUUUUAUGUGAUUUCUGACAUUUGCUUCCCUUAAUUUCAGGCAAUUUAUGGAAUUGUUAACUUUGUGGUCUUCUAUGCAACAGCCACUGCCUGGAGUUGGGUGAGUUCAAAAUGUCUGGAGGGAACUACGUUGGGGAAGGUGGUAUACUCUGAUAGUAUAAAUUGUCAUCUUCUGAGGGAAGUGCAAUCCAAAACCAUGUUGUCUCCCAGCCCCUGAAAAUAAUGGAAUUUAUACCAACUUAGUAAAAAUACUGUAUCAUUACCAUAUGAAGCCAUAUACUGAGUUAGAAGAUUGAGCCCAUCUAGCUCAGUAUUGUGUUAGCAGCACCUAUGUGACCUCUCUGAGGUACAAGCCUGGUCAGUGUGUAUUGAGGUCUUCGGCUGCCCAGAUGACAAGACCCCCAUCUCAGCCUUGCUGAUGUGGUCCAAAGGAAAGCAGAGCAAUGUAUUUGGUGCCCGCUUGGCUGCAAGAGUUGCCAGAAGGAGGCAUACAAGGCACCAUCCAACCAUUUUAGGGACUUUAUUCUGGAUUUGUGUAGUGUUUACUCCUUGGCCUUUUCUUCUCCCAAAGAUACCCCACAAGGCAGCAGAAGUUUAGGAUCAGUUUUCCUUCACUUAGAUGGACUACCUUCCCAGGUUGACUAGCCCCAUCUGCCCCUUACUUCCCUCUACUACAGCAUGCUCACAAACCACCUUCUUGACCGUAAAAAGCCAUCUAAGCCAGUGGCAAUCACCGCAUCUUUUGACACUGAUGCAAGUUAAGUGUGCAUGUGUGAGGAGGCAGUUUGUCCAGAAUCUUCUGCCAUUCAGUUUUUUCACUUUUUCCAUGCUGUGCAUAAUUUUAUAAAGUUUUUAUCAUGUCCUCCUCUUCUCCUCACCCCACCAUGUCCUUCAUUCCUAAGUUGAGCAAAAGCUGGACAGAUGCUGUAGUUGAAAGAGUGCUACAAUGUCCCUUUUGUCUCUACAGUUCUGUGGUUCUAUGACUUUAAAAGGCUCCAAAUGCUUUAGUCCAGGAAUGGCUAACCUGUCACACUACAGAUGUUUUUGGACUCCCAAUUCCCAGCGCCACACCAAGCAUAGCCAGUGGUGUCAGGGAUGAUGAGAGUACCAUCUGGGUAACUUUACCUUGCUGAUUUUUGUCUUCUCCUUGUAGAUUGCAUUUGUGUUCAGUUUGAUGAUCUACGGGGCCAGUUACCGCUCAAUGAGCUCCAUGGCAAAGCCUUCUUUUGCGGAUGACGGCAGCCUUGCGGAUGGUGGAAUUGACCUGAAUAUGGAGCAGGGGAUGGCAGAGUGAGUGUCUACACUACACAAGUCCAGGUGAGCAGGAUCUGCUGCCUGAGUGCAUACACAGAUCUCCUUCACCCCUGAGCAGGAAUCAUAUAAAGGUACUGGUGUCUUUGGGGAGCCAUUGGCUGCUUCUCAGAGCUUUGUUCUCCAGCUCCUUCACUGAGAAACUGCGGGAAACUUCCUCCUUGUGUACACCCAGUGGUUAAGAAAAAUGAAGUUCCUAAGUCCUUCCUUCUCACUGGUCCCUAAAAUACGUUGCCGUUCUCACUCCUUGUCCUUUCUGCCGUUUGUCAUCCCAGUUGGUGCAAACAAGUUACAAAUAACUUUAGAAACCUGAAUGGACUUGAUGAUGCUUAAUAUAGAUUAAAAAGUAUAUGAUGGUCGUUGAUUGUAAAAAUGAAGAUUUGAAUUUCCUCUAAGGAGCUCAGUUAUGCACUUAGAACUGGGAUUUAUGAGCUGUGGGAUAGUAGAUUUAUUCAGAUUCAAAGUUCACAUUUUCCUUGGCUUUUCUCAGAAAAUAUUAUACCCGAUGCCUUUGUUGCCGCGGUACUUCCAGCAUCAGUGGCAUCGCUAGAGGCUACUGAGAAAGACAGCAAAGCAGAGUGGCCGCUUAAGGGAUCUUGCUGUGUUUAGGGAGGUGAAGCCAAGAGGAGCAGCAUUUUGCUCCCUAGUGAGCAAUAAGGUUUUUGAAUUGUUAUCCCUAUAGAUUAGGCGAGUGAACCUUAUGCGCCGGCAUCGAAUAGUCAUAUUUCAUGUUGUUUUUAACCAGGCUAUUUCUGGAACACACACAGAGAGACCACCACCACUCCCAUGCCAUCCCUGCCUGCAGCCCCUCUCCUCCAGUCUCCAGACUCUAUGGCAGAGAUAGUUUUCUGUAGCUCUUCCUGCUAGUGAAAGGUUUUGGGACCACAGGGCUAGGCAAGGCUUUUAUGCUCUGAACCAGUAAACACCAGCUUCUUCUUGUUUAUCCUCAGGCAUCUGAAGGAUGUGAUCUUGCUUACAGCCAUAAUCCAAGUCCUCAGCUGUUUUUCCCUCUAUGUGUGGUACUUUUGGCUCUUGGUGAGUCUUUCUAGCUCCAUUGUUUGGUACAUAAUGAACCUCUAACUUUCCUUUUCCACUGUGUCUGCAGAUCCCAGCCGCUACCUGCCUGGAUCAACCUUAUACUCUUAUCUGUGUUCAAAACAAUGUUUUAUUCUUCUUCCUUUUUUUGGAAAUGAAUAAUUGGGAGAGGACUGUAAAAGGUCAUUUCUGCAAAGAGGUAGUCUGUAAAUGCCAUGUCUGCUGUUGGAGGCAAUAAAGCUCAGAAUACCAGUUUGCUGGGAAUUUUUGGUGCAGGUGUCUGGUUCACCUGUGAGAGCAGCAUGCUGGACUAGACGGGCCUUUGGCUUGAUCCAACAUCUUACGAUGUUUGAAUAAAAGUCAUAGUUUUUCUCCAUAUUCCAGGUUCAAGGAGAAAUGUUGAAUCAACUGCCCUUCUAAUGCUGUCCUAUAGAGAUUAAGGGGUAGCUUUGAGAAAUGAGAAUUAAUGUCAGGCUUCUCAAUCUUGUUAAAGAAGUUCACGCUUAUGGAAAAACUGGGUUAUGAAAUAAGAGUGAGAAGAAAAAACACAAUGAUAAAUAACUUUUACUUUAUUUGGUCAGACUUCAUUUUGCAUGCAAUGACAAAGGAACAUGGCUUCAGACUACCUAUUAUUUGUAGCAACUAAUAGAAUACCACGCUGGUAUGAAAAUAGUUAUUGGUAUAUAUAUAUAUAUUGUAACUUGGGUUGCUGCAUACCUGAAGGAUCUGUAAAAAAAAGAUCUUUGCCUCUAUCUCUUUUUUUGCAGGCUCCGGGUCGAGCACUCUAUCUCCUCUGGGUUAACAUCCUAGGGCCUUGGCUCACUGCAGAUUCUUCAGCCGCCAACCAGGAGCCCAACGAAAAGAAGCAGCGUCGGCAGGAACGCCGUCAGAUGAAGCGUUUUUAGUUGUGCUCAUGGAAAUAGAUAUCAUGCCACCUGUUGUCUCCGUGUGGCUGCUUAUCAGGGAUGUGAUUUCUUUUUAACCAAUCAGAAACGUCAGGGGUUUCUUCUCUCUGCUGACCCUCCCCUUCUGUGACAGCAGUUCACUAUAAGGCAGGGCUGUGGAAUCUGUGUCUCCCCCCAGUUGCUGCCAAAUUCCAUCUCCCCAUAUUCCUGACCAUCGGCCAUGCUGCCUGGGAUUGAUGGUAUUUGGAGGCUCACAGCACCUGGAGGGUCACAGCUUCUCCAUCUGCGCUAUAAGGCUCAAUUGUUUCAGGGGAAGUGUCACCAGGCAGAUAUUUGGCCUUCAUCUGCUUUGUGGCAAGUGGGGAGGGGACCUCUUGGAUGUCGGAGGUGUGUAAAUAUCUUUAUAAAGUGAUGCUGUAAUAUGAAUCUAAGGGUGGAGGCACUGCAGAGUUUUAAGAAAUGGUUCAUUAAAAAAACCCAAAAGGCUAUAAGAGUCUAUGAGAGUGCUUGUGGCUGAAGUUGAUUUUAUAUCAUGACAACUUGUACCUUUCACAUUUGUUGACCCAUUUCUAAGUGGGCACAGCAAAUAAAACCAAAAUACAAAACAAGCAAUAAACUUCAACAGUC